AUGGCGUCGACCGCUAAUCAGGGCCCGAUCGCCCACAACAACGAUCCAUUCGUAUCAAAUCCGACAGACACCCAUAGGCAUCGCUACGCUGCAUUCGAUGCUAGCUCAUUUUCCCUCUAUACGAACGGGUCGACCUCACAGGCGAAACGCGCCUUGGAGGCACAUCUGGCUGAAACUGAGAGGAGACUUCAAGAAACAUCACAACUUGGUACCGUGCUGGUACAGCAACGGAAGGAACUUGGUGACAGAUUGAAAGAGGUAGAGCAGCAAGCAGAUGAGAAUGAGAUUGGACCCGAGCUACGCAAGAAGCUUGUUGAACUUGAACGCGAGUGCAAUGAAGUUAGCAAAGAUACCGCUCGAACUUUUGUGCCCAAGUCCAGAGUUCCAAGUGGCGAGACGGAUGCACAUACUGGGGGUGCCACUGUAUUUUCCAACGACGCCACCCCAUCCCCUUCGAAAAUAACGGCACCAUCGUCACGAAAGCAACGGAAUCAGCAUGCCAGUCGGGUUCAUGAUAUCAAGCUUGCGACUGAGAUAAGUAGUUCGCUACUACAGCAGCUCAGGGAGUUGCAGGCUGUUCUUGCAGAGAAAGAUGACACUCUCCGGACCAUCGAUACAGAGAAGUCCAAGCUUGAGGUUGAAGUUGAAGGUCUCAACCAACGACUACGGGCCAUGGAUGAAAGCGAACAACGAUACAAGGACGAAAACUGGAGUCUUGAGACACAGGUGCAUGACUACAUCACGACUUCGAAAGAAUCUGCCGAUCGCGAACAAAGGCUCUCCCUGACACUGAAUUCAAUCAAAUCAGAGAAAUCAUCUCUGGAGCGAGAAUUAGAAGAAUUGAAACAAGCUCAUUCCAAACUUUUUGACGACCAGCAUUCGUCGCGGAAACAACACGAAUCGGAGUUGACAACUCUGCGACGCAAUGUGUCACGCAAGAUUGAGGAGCUGACGAGUCAAAAUCAAGAACUUGCGCGAGCAGUCUCAGAUUCAACAUCCGAGACGGAGGAUGUGGAUGUAGAACACACUACACCUGAUCAUUCCCCGCCUCCGUCCCCAAGCAAAGCCACUCCUCGGCACGGCCAGCUGGAACAUGAGACUUUGAAGAGCUCCCUAUCACACGCCCACCGCAUGAUCCAACAGCUCAAGAACAAUAUUCAUCGGGAGAAGACCGAGAAAAUGGAACUGAAGCGUUUAUUACAAGGCACGCGAGAUGAACUUGACCAGAGGACGGCGACCGACAGUGCCAGCAAAAGACGAAAAGGCAAAGACGCUGAGGUGUUCAAGAAACCCGCCCGUCCCGAUCGCCUGGGUGUACAAAGAAAUAGCAGAGAGGAGAUCUACGUCGAUGAGCCAGAUUGGGAAGAUCACGAUGGUCAAGAUUCGCCAACCCGACGAAGAGUCUCCAAGACUAUGGCUGGAACAUAUCCAUCCACUGACACAGGUACUGACGCCUUCGAGACAGCCACUGAAACGUCGGAUGAGUUCGAGACAGCCAACGAACUCGAAGGCGCGGCUACCGAAACUGAUGCCUUUCACACUGGAGCGGAGACUCUUGAUGGAGACAGUAGCGAUGAUUUGACCGAGACAGAGGGCACGACUACCGCAGGUACUGUACGCCAUAAAAGACCUGGCGCCGCUCCUCUUACAUCUGGACGCCCUGGCGAUAGGAGCUCAUACAUGAGCACAGCUUCGACAUCCGCAGAUGAACCUGACCAAUAUUCAGAAGUCAAGACUCCUGUCCAAUCCACUCAACCCAAAUACCGGCUUAAGAUAAAUCGCCGUGGUUCGCGAAAAACCACACCGAACAGGUCCAGUGAUGACGCAGUCAACAGCCCUGCGAGUUUCAAAGAUUCUCCUGCCAGCUUUAUCAGUACUGGCAGUCAACAGGGUGCACCCGCUGGACAAAGCCUGUUUGCUGAACUAGGGGACCUGAGCGCCGAGGAAAGUGAAGACGACGAUGUCCUAGGUCCAGAUGCAACCCCAAGCCGCUCCACAAUCAUUUCCCCAGAAUCUUCUCAGGAGAAUUUGAGAAAGUCCGUAGUUGAGACAAGCCGGUCCGCCAGCGUGGCGCCAAAAGUGGCUAUGGUGGACUCUGCGAUGAUGACCGACUCUGGGGAGACUGAAAGGGGUGGUAUCAUAUCCAACGCUACUAGUGCUGUAGGCGCAGCUAUUGCUGGGGGAGUCGGGUUCGCUCUAGGACGAGGCUCUGAAAACAAGACUGAGGAUGCAUCUCGCGUGAUGGAGCCCAUAAUGGCAGAUCAAGAAGAGAUAGUUGUGCUAGACAUGGAGCCCACCGCUUUGAGGAUCUCCUCGAUCAGUUCUCAGAGUUCUAAGCCAUUGGCUCCAGUUGUGCAUCCUAAUGCAGCUCUACAACACACAAUCUCAAACGUUCGAUCCCUCCAGACCGAGCCUAUCGAGGCGCCAAAGACACAACCAUCUCCACUAGGGAUAUCUCAGGUAUCAGCAGGUCAGCAAAUCGAGCCUACAGCCACUAAAUCUGUUCCACUCGGAAUGUCAUCUAUACAACCAUAUCAUGAAUCUGCUCCAUCGCAGCAGAGCGAGAGUGCAAACGUGGGCCCUGUUGCAGUUCCCAUCGAAUUCAUCGACAAGCCAUCUUUAUCCUUUUCGACUAUUGCUUCACAGCACGUUGAACCUGUCAAUUCUACUCGGUCAUCUAAGGUCAUUAGCGGCGGGGCUACUACUACUUCAGUUGUGGGCGUUGGUACUGCUGGGGCCCUGUUAGGUGCUGCAGCUACUUCUGAAAAGGCUACCGAAUCUGAAUCCGAGCCAUCGGCUGAACCCAAGUCAGCAGGUGGAUAUCUGGGCUCGAUGCUUAGAUGGCGCACAUCUCAACGAGAUCCGGAGGCUGCCGGAGACAUGACAAAAGAGUCACUGCAACAGGAUGACGCUUCACCCAGAGUAGACUACGAGGAGAUCCCCUCACAUGACCGUGAACCAUUCAAGGUUCGGAACGUCAAUGCGGGUUCCAAGGGUCAAAGUGGAAACAGCGAUCCUCUGCCAAGCUCCAAAAUUCAAUCUAUCAUCAUGUCGGACGAGGAGACGCAGACGUCCCUUUCUGCUCAGGAGAUCGACAAGAUGCUAAAGGUUAAGCAAAUGCCUCCAUCAGUCAUCGUACCAAGUCCGCCAUCGAAGACUCUCACGACACAUGUACGAUCAAACAGCUCCAGCCCCCGAAAGUCUUACCCACCAACCAGUCUCGUGGUUGACACUGGUAAGACACAACCACGGAGACCAGGCAGCGCGGGCAGUCUGCGGAGCCGGGCCGCCACACCCCCUCCACUACCACCGGACCAUAAAGAGGUCAUCGCCGCGGCGCGCACUUCUAUUGCAGCAUCGGCGUACAAGAAAGAGCAGGUUCGGCCUCGUACACCCAAUGUUCAAAUGGGGAUUCCAAGCACUGUCACUUCCCCCUCUCGCUCAGGAACUACACCCCGUGCGAGAGCACCGACAAUUCGAAGCGAGCUUUCCGUCCCAAGCACCCGUCGUUCAUCGAUCUCUUCGUUUGCCUCGGAAAUCGACCAACGAUUCAAUAUUCCCCGCGCGACCCUCGGUGACCACUUUGACCCGAAUACUACCGACCCCCGCAUGAUUCAAGCAAUCACUCAGACUAUGAUUGGUGAGUAUUUAUGGAAGUAUACUCGAAAAGCUGGUAGAGGCGAAAUGUCAGAGAAGCGGCAUAGGCGUUUCUUUUGGGUGCAUCCAUACACACGUACUCUAUACUGGAGCGAACAAGAUCCUUCUACAGCUGGAAGGGCUCAGCUAAAGGCCAAGAGUGUCGCGAUUGAGGCGGUACAGGUUGUGACGGAUGACAAUCCGAUGCCUCCAGGCCUUCAUCGGAAAAGCAUAAUCGUCAUUACUCCUGGCAGAAGUGUUAAAUUUACAGCUACGACGGGCCAGAGGCAUGAGACGUGGUUCAAUGCACUUUCGUACCUUUUGCUGCGUACGAACGCCGAACGUGCGGAUGAAGACGACAACAUCACAGCUGAGGACAUCAAUGAGUUCAACCCAGGCUAUACGCGUAGUCCAUCUCGACAAACAGGUCGAUCGCGAGUGUCGAUGGCUUCUUCGCAUACAAAUGGAAACCGGAACCUGUCACCAUCUCGAGCUCAGUACCCUACCUUGACUUCGAGGGGUGCGCCUGGCACCCAAAGAGUAACGAGUGCUCAGAGUGGCUCACAGGUCCCCCAGAAUUCAGUGUCGAGUCGCUUCAGCAGUAUCAGUGGCAUAUUCAGGCCUGGUUCUGGAAUGCGAGGAUCAUUUGCCGGGCGGCGAAGUCGAAGCAGUGUGCGAGAUUCAUCUCUGUACGAUGCAACUACAGUUCAUGACUCAGCGGAGGAUCUGCGACAGGUUAUAGAGCAACAAGAACGGGAUGCGGAUAGGCUAGAGAAUGUGAGGGCGUGUUGCGAUGGUAAACACGACGUAGGCUCACUCUCUCGGAACGGGCGGCACUCCAGUGCUCAGGGCAGACAUACUUCUUUCAGCUCUAUGACACGAAGGCAUACGCGAUAA
Messenger RNA from Pseudovirgaria hyperparasitica, 4533 nucleotides. RefSeq lists its product as uncharacterized. The record is from RefSeq and is a predicted model, not a curated record. The transcript is spliced from 7 exons. Gene Ontology annotation, molecular function: phospholipid binding; tubulin binding. Bases 1 to 4533 code for a protein of 1510 amino acids. Gene Ontology annotation, biological process: establishment of mitochondrion localization; microtubule cytoskeleton organization; dynein-driven meiotic oscillatory nuclear movement. NCBI's taxonomy places the organism in Eukaryota, Fungi, Ascomycota, Dothideomycetes, Acrospermales, Acrospermaceae. Gene Ontology annotation, cellular component: mitochondrion; cell cortex.